AUGCUCACCCCUGCCGCCCACCUUCUGCCCCUCCUGCUGGCAAUAGGCGCCGGGAGGGCUGUGCCCAGCCCCCGGGCACCUCCCCAGGGCUGCUACGUGGCCGAAGAAGCGGGUGAGCAGACGUUCCGCUGCAGCCAGGCCGGCCUGAGCACCGUGCCCGUCGGCAUCCCCAACGACACCCGCAAGCUCUACCUGGAUGCCAACCGGCUGGUGUCCGUGCCAGCGGGAGCCUUCCAGCACCUGGCUGCCCUGGAGGAGCUGGACCUAUCUCAGAACGUCCUUGCCCACCUCUCCGGGGCCGCCUUCCAGGGCCUGGCAGGCACGCUGCGCCUUCUCGACCUCUCGGCCAACCAGCUGGCCUCGCUGCCCGUGGAGGCCUUCGCUGGGCUGCAGGUCCAAGUGAACCUGUCUGCCAACCCCUGGCACUGUGACUGUGCCCUCCAGGAGGUGCUCAGGCGGGUGAGGCUGGCUCCGGGCACAGCGGCGGGCAUCGUGUGCGGCCCGGGGGCCCGACCAGACCUGGUGGGGCAGGAGUUUGUGCCACUGGCCGGGGAGGAGGAGCUGUGUGGGCCGGGGCGGGCCGGGGCCCCGCGGAACACUGACGUGGCCCUGCUGGUCGUCAUGGGGGGCUGGCUGGUGCUAGUGGGGGCCUACCUGGCCCACUAUGUGUGGCAGAACCGCGACGAGACCCGGUGCCCCGUGAAGCGGGCCCCGGCCCCGCCCGUGCGCUCAGAGGACUCCUCCACCCUCAGCACAGUGCUCUGA
This is a messenger RNA of Sorex araneus (European shrew), 765 nucleotides long. It is a transcript of the gene LRRC3C, whose product is annotated as leucine rich repeat containing 3C. Gene Ontology annotation, cellular component: plasma membrane. Gene Ontology annotation, molecular function: protein binding. Lineage: Eukaryota; Metazoa; Chordata; Mammalia; Eulipotyphla; Soricidae. The coding region runs from base 1 to 765 and encodes 254 amino acids. The record is from RefSeq and is a predicted model, not a curated record. The transcript has a single exon.